This is a messenger RNA of Octodon degus (degu), 2156 nucleotides long. RefSeq names its product pyruvate dehydrogenase kinase 1 (gene Pdk1). NCBI's taxonomy places the organism in Eukaryota, Metazoa, Chordata, Mammalia, Rodentia, Octodontidae. The transcript is spliced from 11 exons. Gene Ontology annotation, biological process: regulation of glucose metabolic process; protein phosphorylation. The record is from RefSeq and is a predicted model, not a curated record. Bases 123 to 1250 code for a protein of 375 amino acids. Gene Ontology annotation, cellular component: mitochondrion. Gene Ontology annotation, molecular function: pyruvate dehydrogenase (acetyl-transferring) kinase activity.
GCGCCGUCCUCCCGAGCGCCAGCCGCAGCCUCGCCUCCGACUCGGCCUCCGGGGCCGCGUCGGACCGCGGCGUGCCGGGUCAGGUGGACUUCUACGCGCGGUUCUCGCCGUCGCCGCUCUCUAUGAAGCAGUUUCUGGACUUCGGAUCAGUGAAUGCUUGUGAAAAGACCUCAUUUAUGUUUCUUCGACAAGAGUUACCUGUUAGAUUGGCAAAUAUAAUGAAAGAAAUAAGUCUUCUUCCCGAUAAUCUUCUCAGGACGCCAUCCGUUCAGCUGGUACAAAGCUGGACAGUUGUAGAUAAAGGGCUUACAGACAAGCCAGGCAAGAGUUAUACUGUUGAAGAAGGUUUGUUUAGCUUUACAGAUAUUGUAAUACGAAUCCGAAACCGACACAAUGACGUCAUUCCCACAAUGGCCCAAGGUGUGAUUGAAUACAAGGAGAGCUUCGGGGUGGAUCCUGUCACCAGCCAGAACGUUCAGUACUUUUUGGAUCGAUUCUACAUGAGUCGCAUUUCAAUUAGAAUGUUACUCAAUCAGCACUCUUUAUUGUUUGGGGGAAAAGGAAGUCCAUCUCAUCGAAAACACAUUGGCAGCAUAAAUCCAAACUGUGAUGUAGUUGAAGUUAUUAAAGAUGGCUAUGAAAAUGCUAGGCGUCUAUGUGAUUUGUAUUAUAUUAACUCUCCUGAACUAGAACUUGAAGAACUCAAUGCAAAAUCACCAGGACAGCCAAUACAAGUGGUUUAUGUACCAUCCCAUCUCUAUCACAUGGUGUUUGAACUUUUCAAGAAUGCAAUGAGAGCAACUAUGGAACACCAUGCUGACAAAGGUGUUUACCCCCCUAUUCAAGUUCAUGUCACACUGGGUAGCGAAGAUUUGACUGUGAAGAUGAGUGACCGAGGAGGUGGUGUCCCUUUGAGGAAGAUUGACAGACUCUUCAACUACAUGUAUUCGACUGCACCCCGGCCACGAGUGGAGACUUCUCGAGCAGCACCCCUGGCUGGUUUUGGUUAUGGAUUGCCCAUAUCACGUCUGUAUGCACAGUACUUCCAAGGGGACCUGAAACUGUAUUCCUUGGAGGGCUAUGGCACAGAUGCUGUUAUCUACAUUAAGGCUCUGUCAACAGAAUCAAUCGAAAGACUCCCAGUGUAUAACAAAGCUGCCUGGAAGCAUUACAAUACCAACCACGAGGCUGAUGACUGGUGUGUCCCCAGCAGAGAGCCAAAGGACAUGACAACGUUCCGCAGCACCUGAUGCACUUGGGACACCUGCAAAGUCCAAGUGUGGAUUUGAUGUUAAAUUUGGAAGAGAUAUUGUUCAGAACUGUAUUAUACCAAAUGCUUUGUGUGUCAUUUUCACAAAUAACUCUUUUGGGUAGAAUAAAUGGAAACUGAAUUCUAUUUGUGCCUGUUAAACCUCCUAAAGAAUAAGGGUACACCUAUUUUACAUGUAUAUUUGCAAAAUUAAUUGAACAUAUUUUUUAAACAACUGUAAUUUGGUCAACUUUAUUCUUUAUGGUCGACUUCAGAACCUUGGAAGCCUUUGGAUUUAUAUAAGAAGUGGGUACUUUUAAAUGUAUAUAUGUUUCACUUAUGUCUUCUAGAAGCAUUUUCUAAAUAAUACUUAUUAGCUGGUUAGCUGUCUUUCUGUUAUUUGGAGUUCUGCCAUCUUUUAUAUAGUGCUGAUCAAAUGCUUUUCAUGUUUAUCAGUGACCAACUACAAGUAAAGUGUAACGCCGGUGUAGGUGUAGAAACCAGCCUUUCAAUAUUUACAUCUGUCGUCUUAGGUCUGAACUCAGUUGAUCAUUUUAUAAUUUGAUUGAAAAAGAUGUUAAUGGACGAGCUUCCUGUGGAGCUAAGGCAAGAUCAUGGCAGUCUGAUCCAAGGGCAGGUGUGAUUAAUGCAAGGAAAACGAGCGUAGGAGGCACAAAAAUUACAGAGGAUAAAUUUAGGGCAAAGCAUCAAGUCCCCAAAACUGAAUUAAUUGCUGAGAUUAUGUGUGGGAGCUUUUAAAAACAAUAGGGUUUUUCUGGGUCCUGCUUCAGAUAUAAUCAGAACCCCUAGCACUGGAGCCCAGGGAUCUCAGUUUUUAAAACAUUUCCAAAUAUGUGUGUGAUUUUUGCUUGAUUAGAACUUCUCUUUUAAAGUGAAUAGCUCUGAA